CACAGUUGACACAGAACAUUCUAAAAAAAAUUAACUUAGGCGGUGGGUUGUCAAAAUCGGCUUGCAAAAUUAUUUUUUUUUCACAAAGUCUAAACUGAUUAUUGUGUCUAGUAAUUAAGUUACCUGCGUAAAAUUCAAAGAAAUAAAAGACGUUUCUCGGAGGAAAAGACACAUAAACGACGAAUAAAUAAAAAUAAUGGCGUUGAAUCCACAAUAUGAAGACAUUGGCAAAGGAUUUGUGCAACAAUAUUACGCAUUGUUUGAUGAUCCAAAUCAGCGUCCAAAUUUGGUACAUCUUUUCAAUGCUGAACAAUCAUUCAUGACUUUUGAGGGGGCACAAUUACAAGGAUCCGCGAAAAUUGGUGAAAAGUUAUCAUCAUUAGCCUUCCAGAAAAUAAGUAGAGCCAUUACAGCAAUCGAUUCGCAGCCAACGUUCGACGGCGGUGUUUUGAUCAACGUCCUAGGUAGAUUACAAUGUGAUGACGAUCCACCACAUGCAUACACACAAACAUUCUUGCUGAAGCCAUUGGGAGCAUCGUUUUUCGUUCAACACGACAUUUUCCGCUUGGCCAUUCAUGACUCUGCCUAAUGGAUAAAUAUCAACAUAUACUGUUCAACCCGGUAUUGACAUUUAUUCAUCAACACAAUCGAAUGAUAACCAAUAAUCCGGUCGGCCUCAACAAUACACACUCAAAUUAAUUAAGAAUGCAAUUUUGUUUUGUUCUCUUGUGUUGCAUGAUACAUUUUAAUGGAAAAACGAUAUUUUUGUAAAAAUUCAUUUUACUUCGCUGCAAAGAAAGUUCACCACAAAACAUCUAAAAAUGUAUCGAACACAAAUUAAAAAUAAAAUCAAUAAUAAAAUGUAGCAGUUUA
Molecule: messenger RNA, 873 nt
Organism: Contarinia nasturtii (swede midge)
Lineage: Eukaryota; Metazoa; Arthropoda; Insecta; Diptera; Cecidomyiidae
Gene: Ntf-2
Product: probable nuclear transport factor 2
Exons: 4
Coding region: 197-589 (130 amino acids)
Biological process (GO): protein import into nucleus
Cellular component (GO): nuclear pore central transport channel
Source: RefSeq, a predicted model, not a curated record